Neoarius graeffei (lesser salmon catfish) is the source of this 2215-nucleotide messenger RNA. RefSeq lists its product as uncharacterized. The transcript has 12 exons. The coding region runs from base 19 to 1368 and encodes 449 amino acids. Gene Ontology annotation, molecular function: GTPase activity. NCBI's taxonomy places the organism in Eukaryota, Metazoa, Chordata, Actinopteri, Siluriformes, Ariidae. The record is from RefSeq and is a predicted model, not a curated record.
UUCCUGUUCGGUGUCAGUAUGUCGGGCAGUAGGAAAGCCCGAUUAAUGGCGAACACUUUGGAAACCGCUAUAACCACACCGAGCGAGAAAAUCCUCAAAGAAUGUCACACUCUGUAUAUCGACGACGAAAACGGCCUUGUGAAAAUAGCCUCCAGGCUAGGCCUGAGAUUACUGCCACCUCGAAAGAAGAUCAUCGUGAUGAUUAUGGGAAAUCACUCUGCUGGGAAAAGCUCCUUUAUUAACUGGUAUAUCGAGGAGCACAUUCAGAAAACAGGUGUUGCCAUAGAAACGCAAGGGUUCACGUUCAUAACCAGCGGAAGGAAACGAGAAUCACUAACUGGCAAUGCCACACUGCAUCUUUACCCACAUUUCCGGCCGCUCCUGGAGUUUAAAGGACUCACGGACUACCUGUCUGCUGAAAUCUCCACCUCGAAGCAGAAGAAGUUCAGCCUGGUGACGUUUGUAGACACGCCGGGGUUGGUGGACGGAGACAUGGUGUAUCCUUUCGAUGUCAAUGGCGCCAUCACGUCUUUUGGCGAGCAGGCAGAUCUGAUCUUCGUGUUUUUCGACCCGAUGGGCCAGGCGCUGUGUAAGCGAACACUCAACAUCGUGGAAAAGCUGAGCGAGAAAUGCGGAGACAAAUUACGCUUCUACCUCAGUAAAGCUGACGAGGCAGGACGGGAGACGGACAGACAGAGAGUAAUGAUGCAGAUAGUUCAAGAGCUGUGCCGCAGGCCAGGACUCAACAAAUGCGGCUUUGAAAUGCCGACGAUAUACAUCCCCAAUCCGCAGAGACCGAGCAGGUGCGUGAAUCAGAUCGACGAGGUGUGCGAGACAAUAGAGAAGAGCAUUAACCAGGCGGUGCAGAAGACUUUGGACCAGCUGGAGAAAGAUUGUGACCUCAUCGCCUUCUCAAUCAGCAAUAAGCUGGAGCAGGACAGGAGUAACGCGAGUUAUAAUAAGAGCAGCCGCUUUAACGCCUUCCUGUGCGGCUUUCUGGCCAUCUUCUUUCCCACUGUCUUCAUCAUCAGCUUCAUCAAUACGUUUGUCCCGGAAGAGCUAGGAGCACUGGUGGGGGAGGGGCUUGCCACGACGCUCUCCGUAACUACGGGAAUAGUGCUGUAUCUGUGGGAGUGGAUCCCUGAAGACGGGCAGGUGGUGGCUGUGAUCAUCUUCGGUGCGACGUGCUACUUUUUCCUUUUCCUCGCAAGAUAUUUUGCGCGCCAGCACAGUAAAACUCUCACCAAGAAAGAGAAGAAGAAUCUGAUGGAAUACAGUGAAUAUGUUAAGGAUGUCCUCAAAGCCAAAAAGAAGAAACUCUACGAAGAAUAUCUGAAGCAGUGCGCGACCGAAUACGACUUCAACUGAACACGAACUGUCCGAAGCGACGUCGAAGACUCCUGAACAACGUGAAAUUCGCAGCAGGAAAAUGUAGCAAGCGCAUCUUCAGGUUCAAUCUUAUCUCAUGACCGUUCACUAUUGUGGUAUAUUUAUAAAGGGUGUAAGCUAUAUAUUUCGUACAUAUUGGAUGUACUUCAACUUCAUAAAUGAUAAAAAUACUCAGUGCCUUUUUCUUUUAGUGUUGAAUGAACGAUCUUGAGAACUGAACACCAGCCUGUAUGUAUUUGUAUUUUUAUUUUUUCUCCUGCAUCUGUUUCAUUCAGUCAGCAGAAUAGUAUUGUUUACAAGUCAGAAAGCCGCACUGAUUCAGUGACGCAAAGUUUUAGCACGGAUUUGGAGCCAGAUAGCAAAUAAGCUCGAUGGAUAAAUGUGACUCUGUUCCUGAAGACGGACAGGAUUUCCUUUUUUCAACCAAGUUAAUAAUAUAAUAGACUGUGAUUCUGAUCGAACAAAGCUGCCUUUUUUCAUCAGUCACUCGUUCAUAUCAGUUUUGUUUUUUCUUUUAGAAAUUGUGAAGAUUUAAUGCAUACGUGUCGGGUUUUUCGUGUUUUUAUUUUUCUAGGUGAUCUUGAUUAUGCUGUGGUCUUAAUCUUAAAGUAAAAUCCUAGUCGUUUUACUUUGCUUGUAUAAGACUAUUAUCGAAAAUUCAAUACCAUUUCAAAACUGCACUCUAUUCCCUGUAGCGUGAGUGGGGUGGUGUUCGUUUUUUUUUUUUUGGUCAAUUUAUAUAUUUUUACUCUUGUUUUAGGAUGCACCGAAUACACUCACCGGCCACUUUAAAGGAACAGUCCACCGUACUUCCAUAAUGAAAUAU